AAGUCACAACUCUCACAAGUCUCACAUUUGCGUUCUCUCGCCUGUCGCCGCACUUCCUCAGCCGUCGCCGCCUAACUCCGACACACUUCGGCGGUACCGUCGAUUCCGACUCGCCUUCGACCCUCCCCGGCUACCGUUCUCCGUUCGAACUCGAAACAUUUGCAAGGCAAAAGAAACUCUAUUUUGCUCCUAAUUCCAAAAUAUGGACAUUGAUUCUAAAGCACCUGAAGAGGAUGAGGUUACCAUGGAAACUGAAAGCAGGGGCAAGGAGAAGGUCGACAUUUCCACUUCAAUGGAAAAUCUUCAAAUCGAGAAGCCAUCAAAUUUUAACCGGAAGCCUGUUAUCAUCAUUGUGGUAGGAAUGGCAGGUAGUGGAAAAACUACAUUUCUCCACCGCCUUGUUUGUCACACAAUGGCUUCUAAUAUUCGUGGUUAUGUAAUGAACCUUGACCCCGCUGUGAUGACCCUUCCAUUUGGAGCAAAUAUUGACAUAAGAGACACUGUUCGCUACAAGGAGGUCAUGAAGCAAUUCAAUCUUGGUCCUAAUGGAGGAAUCCUUACUUCCCUGAACUUGUUUGCUACGAAGUUUGAUGAGGUAAUAUCAACUAUAGAGAAACGAGCAGAUGAACUGGACUAUGUUCUCGUUGACACACCUGGCCAGAUAGAGAUUUUCACAUGGUCUGCUUCUGGUGCAAUUAUCACAGAAGCUUUUGCAUCUACCUUUCCCACUGUGGUUACAUAUGUGGUCGACACACCACGUUCUUCGAAUCCAGCUACCUUUAUGAGUAACAUGCUUUAUGCAUGCAGUAUCCUCUACAAGACACGACUGCCUCUUGUAUUGGCUUUCAACAAAACAGAUGUAGCACAUCAUCAAUUUGCUUUGGAGUGGAUGGAGGAUUUUGAAGCAUUUCAUGCAACACUUGACUCGGACAGCUCUUACACUUCGACCUUGACACGAAGCCUAUCCCUUUCACUGGAAGAGUUCUACAAGAAUCUCAAAUCUGUCGGAGUCUCUGCAGUUUCAGGUGCUGGGGUGGAUGCAUUCUUCAAGGCCAUCGAUGCAAGUGCAGAGGAGUACAUGGAAACCUACAAGGCGGAACUCGACAAGAGGCGGGCCGAGAAGCAACGUUUGGAGGAAGAGCGCAGGCGGGAGAACAUGGAGAAGCUGAGGAGCGACAUGGAGAAUUCCAGGGGAGGGACUGUGGUCUUGAACGCCGGUUUGAAGGGCAAACAAGCGAAAAGUGGGGCUGCCAUGAUGGAAGACGCGGAUGAUGAUGAGGAUGAUGACGUGGAUGAGGAUUUUGACAGACUCAACGAGGACAACGAUGACGAGGAUGAUGACAUCAGAAGUGACGACGACGAAGAAGUUGGAAAUUUUGCGUUCUGAUAAUGUGACGCGAUCGGUUUUCCUUGGGAACAACGACACCCGGUGUGUAUAUUUCUGGAGAAGAUUGUGAAAGUAUAUAUGGCAACUUUGCCAUUGUUCUUUUCCCAUUUUAACUUGGAAUAUUGAAGUGUCUCCAUGUUAUUCAAGUGUGACAAAACUGGGCUCAUACACUUGCAGAUGGGUGUUUCUCUUAAUGCUAGUUUAAAAAUUUGCUACUUAGAAACGAAAAAAAAAUCAAUGUGCAUUUCUUUUGGGAAAAAAUGGAUUAAUUAGGGACGUAUUUAACAAAAUUAAGAUAUUUUU
Messenger RNA from Cuscuta campestris, 1690 nucleotides. The record is from the annotation of a GenBank genome assembly. NCBI's taxonomy places the organism in Eukaryota, Viridiplantae, Streptophyta, Magnoliopsida, Solanales, Convolvulaceae.